AUGGCAGUAUAUUCAGACCCCGAGAAAGGAGCAGCCCUGUCCGAGGCAGAAGAUGGCUCCGACGUCUUUGAUACUCUUGCGGCCCAAGAGAAGUCCCGUGAUAUCAAGUAUCGGACCAUGUCAUGGCAGCGAUGUGCCGUGCUUCUUUUCGGAGACCAAGUAUGCCUUGCCAUCAUGGCCCAGGCGUGGACAUUGAAGGUACUUGGAUGGGUUCCCGGUCUGAUUGCAUCGAUUCUCUCGGGAAUCUUCUGCUGGAUCACCAGCUAUACUAUGUGGCGGUUCAUCAUGAAGCAUCCCCAUGUGCGCGACGUGUGCGAUAUAGGUUAUCUCCUUUUUGGCCGCAAUCGCAUUGCUUACUACGGCACUAUGGUUGGCCUGGUUCUGUACAACGUCGUGCUUUGCGGAUUCCACGUCCUGACCGGCGCUCAGGUCUUGAACACAGUGACAGGCCAUUCUCUAUGCUCUAUCGAUUUUGGCAUCAUUGUUACCCUCAUUGCAAUCGUGCUCUCCUUGCCGCGCACGCUCAGUCAUGUCAGCCUCAUCUCGAUUGGCAGCGCAAUCUGCAUGGCACUCGCCAUCCUCCUGUUCAUGAUCUACGCAGGAAAGGAAGACUACCCGGCUCAGUACCCUGCUCUCGGCCCCGUGAAGACAUAUGCCUUUCCGCAAGAGGGUACUACCUGGGUGGACUGCCUCAAUGCUGUCCUCAACGUAGCCUUCCUGUGGUUUGCGCAGAUUCUCUACCCAACUUUCAUCGCGGAGAUGCGCCAACCGCGUGAUUUCCCCAAGGCCCUUGCGGCAUUCUCGAUCGCUUCCUUCAUUCUCUUUAUUGUCCCUGCUGUGGUCGGCUUCUACUACCUCGGCUAA
Messenger RNA from Talaromyces atroroseus, 864 nucleotides. RefSeq lists its product as hypothetical. Gene Ontology annotation, cellular component: vacuolar membrane. The coding region runs from base 1 to 864 and encodes 287 amino acids. Lineage: Eukaryota; Fungi; Ascomycota; Eurotiomycetes; Eurotiales; Trichocomaceae. The record is from RefSeq and is a predicted model, not a curated record. Gene Ontology annotation, biological process: amino acid transmembrane transport. Gene Ontology annotation, molecular function: amino acid transmembrane transporter activity. The transcript is spliced from 2 exons.